AGCAUGAGAGAUGUUAUGGUUGUGUGUAGAGAGCUGCACUGUGGGGAUGCUGUAGCUGUAUCUAGAGGACCUCUGAUUGAAUAUGGAAGAGGAGGAGUCACACUAUUUAGUUGUAGUGGAGAUGAGUCUAUUAGACAGUGUGUCAUCAGAGGACCUGGUGACUGUUAUGGUGAAUAUUAUCAUCAUGUGACCUGUUCAGAGUCUGUGCGGCUUGUGGAUGGAGCUGGUCUCUGCUCUGGGAGAGUGGAGGUGAAGUCCAAUCAGUCCUGGGCCUCAGUGUGUGAAGCUGACUUUGACCGGCAGGAUGCAGAGGUAGUCUGUGGGGAGCUUGGCUGUGGGGCUCCUGCAGCUCUACAGGGGGGCUCUAUGGAGAAGGUGAGGGUCAGACCUGGGAUAAAGAGUUCCAGUGUAAAGGCAAAGAGUCCCUUCUCCUGGACUGUGACACCUCAGACAGAGAAAACAACACCUGUCUACCUGGUAAUGCUGUUGGACUCACCUGCUCAGAGCCUGAUGAUGUGAGGCUGGUGGGAGGAGGCAGUCACUGUGCUGGUGGAGUGGAGUGGUACGACCAGGGAGAGUGGAGGACUGUGGGAGCUGGAGACGGGGACCAGGAGGAUGUAGCU
Molecule: messenger RNA, 623 nt
Organism: Salmo salar (Atlantic salmon)
Lineage: Eukaryota; Metazoa; Chordata; Actinopteri; Salmoniformes; Salmonidae
Source: RefSeq, a predicted model, not a curated record